Messenger RNA from Monoraphidium neglectum, 1362 nucleotides. Its product is annotated as phosphatidate phosphatase, Lipin. The record is from RefSeq and is a predicted model, not a curated record. Gene Ontology annotation, molecular function: phosphatidate phosphatase activity. Lineage: Eukaryota; Viridiplantae; Chlorophyta; Chlorophyceae; Sphaeropleales; Selenastraceae. The transcript is spliced from 4 exons. The coding region runs from base 1 to 1362 and encodes 453 amino acids.
AUGCCCACCGCGGAGCAGCUGGCGUCGCUGCCGCUCCGCUUCGGCUCCAACACCAUCUCUUUCCGCUGCUCCGCCGGCGGCGCGGCGCCGCUCAGCGCGUACGUCUACUACUACCCUUGGAACGCGCGCCUCGUGAUCUCCGACGUCGACGGCACGAUCACGCGCAGCGACAUCCUCGGGCACGUGCUGCCGAAGCUCGGCGUCGACUGGUCGCACCCGGGCAUCACGCAGCUGUUCCACAACGUCGCGGCCAACGGGUACCAGAUCAUGUUCCUCAGCAGCCGCGCGAUCGCGCAAGCCAACAUCACGCGGGAGUACCUGCACAAGCUGACGCAGAACGGCUACAAGAUGCCGAGCGGCCCCGUCAUCAUCAGCCCGCACGGCCUGCUGCCGUCGCUGUACAGGGAGAUGAUCCUGCGCCGCCCCCACGAAUUCAAGAUCGCGUGCCUCGAGGACAUCCGCGCCCUCUUCCCCCCCGAGUGGAACCCCUUCUACGCCGGCUUCGGCAAUCGCGACACCGACACCGUGUCCUACAAGGAGGUCGGCGUGCCGCCGGCGCGCACAUUCAUCAUAAACCCAAAGGGCCAAAUCAGCAAGGGCAGCAGCGCGGUGCAGAGCAGCACGUGGAGCAGCCUGUCUGCCAUAAACCAGCUGGUGGAUGAGGUGUUCCCCGCGGUGCCGGAGAUGCUCAACAUCAUGCGCGGCGCGUCGAGCGGCAUGCGCGCCGCCGCGCACGCCGCGGUUGCGGCCGAGCGGCUGUUGUCCGCGCUGCAGUCCCCGCGCGGCCGCGAGGGCGCGGACGACCCCGACUUUGACGAACAGCAGGAGGAUGAGUAUGGGGACCACCAGCAGCAGCAACAGGGCGCGACACAGGAUCAGCAGCAGCAGCAACAGCAGCAGCAGCUCAGGCCGCAGCAGGAGCAGGGCCACCAGCAGCAGUCGCACAGGCAGGGCCAGGAGCGGGCCGGCUCCGCCCAGGUCACCAGGGAAGGGGCCUCGCGGUUCGGCACGGCUGCGGGCGCGGUCGGCAGCAGGGGCCCCAGCAGCGCGGGCGGCGGCUCGCCGACGGCGUCCGCGGGCGGCUCCGCGCGCGGGGGGCGCGCGCGGCUGGUGGCGCCGAGCGCGGCCGGGCCUCAGAGGGACGAGUUCAACGAUGCACAGUACUGGCGCCCCACCCUGUCCUUUGACAUUGACAGCGAGCUCCAGGCGGCACUGGCGGGGGCCAGCAGGGGCAGCUCGCGGCGCUCGUCCGCGCAGGCCGCAUCGGAGGGCGGCGCGGCCGCGGGCGGGGGCGCGGGCGCGGGCGGGACCGGCGGCGGCCUUGCCCUUAGCGCCGCUAGCGGGGCGCCAGCGGCGCGCUGA